GUGAUGGACAACACUUUGUAAUACCGUUCAAUGACGUGAAUCAUUGGGCUUUGACUGUUGUCAAACCUAAUGAAGAGGUAUAGUAGUGUACUACAUGGACCCCCUUAAACGGCGUAUAGAUAGUCAGGAGUGGACUGAAGUGGUUGAUAAUGCUAUAGUUUUGUACAAGAGUACCAUGAACACACCUAUGUUGAAGAAGAAAGUGUCCUGGGAGAACAUGGCGGGCAUCCCGAUGCAAAAAGGGAGUGUAGACUGUGGCUUGUUUGUAAUGCGAUACAUGAAAGAGAUCUGUCAGGAUAAGGAGGUUCAAUUUGCUUCAAAGUGGGCGCGUCGGGGAAAUCUGGAAUACACCGAGGAUGACAUCAAUCAAAGAAAAGUUGAAUUUGCGAAAUAUACCACAAAAAAGAACAGUUCUCUAAUGCUAAUGUUUUCAGUGGUGUUACAAGCAGCUGUCUAAUAACAAUUUCGACUACUGUCCCAAAAUAUUGUUUGAAUGGGUGGUACGACAACGAUCCAAAACAGUAUUGUUUAUAGAUGUCGUACAACUAAAACAAAUAGUUAUUUAAGAUAAGACCAAAAUAAUAGUCUGAACAUUAUGCAUACAACCCAACGUAAUAGUUGUAUGAAGCAAAUACUUAUAGUGGUCUUCCGAGCAGCUGUCUAGUAGCAGAUUCAACUACUGUUUGGAAGUAUAGUGUCAAUGUUUAAAGGACAACGAACAUAAACUGGAGUGUUAAUAGACGGCAUACAACCAAAAAAAAAGUUGUUUAAGGUAAGACCAAAGUAAUAGUCUCAACGUUGUACAUACAACAGAAGGUAGCAGAGGUUUGAUGGAAUUACUUAUAGCAGUCUUCCGAGCAGCUGUCUAAUAGAACAUUAGACUACACCUGGAAAGCAUAGUUAGCCUUUAAACUACGCCAGUUUUUUCUUUGAGAUGUGGUACCUUUGAAUGGUAACUAUUUAGUUUCAUACAUUUGGAAGUGUCGGUUAUUUUCAUACUGUCCUAAGCUUAAAGACAUUUUAAUUUAAUUCAUAGACGAAUAACAAAAUUCACCACACAUACUUCAGGGUUUGUUUUAGAUUUUUAUGAAAGAGCACUUUAAAAAGAGCACAUAAAUAAAAAGCACUUCCAGAUUAUCUAACACAUAAAUUGAUUUCAAACACUUUCAAACAACACCAGGAUUUCAACCAUUUGCAUAAUGGAUUUCAAGCACUAUCAAAGACGCCCUUAUUAUGAGGCAAUGAUUUAACACAGAAAUGGAGUGCAAAGACUUCCGAAACAACACAUAAUAAACAUCUGAAAACUAAGCUGCAGAAUAGGAAGCAAAAACACAUCAAACCUAAACCUCUAUGGUUUCAAUGAAUGGAUUGAAUUAAAAUUACCUCAAGAAUGAUGUUCCAAGGUCUUGCAGGUUGACGCGUUCCUAUAUAUGUAAAAUGAUCGUUUAGUUGCAAUAAUAGAAACAAAGAACAAAGACAUAAACAAGGCAAAUAACUCAUAUAAUCAAACCUAGGAGGAAACCUGGAGAUGGUGCCUCAUCCCAUAUCCCAAAAAUUGAAAAAACAAAUAGUGGUUGUUCGA
Molecule: messenger RNA, 1582 nt
Organism: Cuscuta campestris
Lineage: Eukaryota; Viridiplantae; Streptophyta; Magnoliopsida; Solanales; Convolvulaceae
Source: the annotation of a GenBank genome assembly